UCGAGAGGUGAAGACAUCGCAUCACCGUCUCUUGCUGCCGGCACCUCCUCGUUCACUUUCUCCCUCCACCUUCCCUCCGCAACACAGCACCAUGAGAAGUCGAGGCAGCAUGGAGGUGGUGAUGGUGGCGGUGCUGGUGGUGGUGGUGAUGGUGGUGGUGGUGGAGGGCCGAGUGGACGGAAGGCGGCGUGAAAAACGUUUCGCCUUUAUCAAUCCAGACGCCCCCGUUUUACUAGCUUUACUCCUCACCAUGCCCAUCUCAUUCGCCGUGCCCACCCUGAGACCCGAGUCCGGUAGGGCAUUGCGUGACAUGGGGCUGAGCGACGAGGCGACGUGGGGCGACGAGGAGGCGGAGAACACCCGCCGCCGCCUGCACCCCUUCCCGGAGGACCUGGCGUGGGACCCGGCCUACGAACAGCCCCUCUCGCGCCUCACUACCUACUUCUCACACCUCGAGCUGCCAACUCUGCCCUGCCAAGAGCGUCUAUUAUGCGAGCUGUCCGCUGAGCCUGAAGCCUUUAACCCCAUUGGCCAAAUCUUCUUGAAGGAGCUGAGAAUGCUGCGCGGACCGGUGAACACUACACAGGACUCCCUCUUCUGGCGCUACAUGAAGGCUUCAAGGGAAGGCCUUAGCGAGCCCCUCAAGCAGUGCGGAUCCACCUACUCGACCUGCCCGCUGCCCGCUGAACGGAUCCUCAGCAUGCCGGUGCUCAAAGUCUGGCAGUUCAUCGCCUCAAAAGUGACCCUCCAGUUUGUGUAGCUCACCCAUCACCCUCACUGCCCCUCCCACCACUACUGCCACCCUCCUCAUGAAUCCGAGGUUAUGAGUGUGUCAACCUGGCAGGACCUGUGUGUGUGUGUGUGUGUGUGUGUGUGUGUGUGUGUGUGUGUGUGUGUGUUAAGGAAUGAUGUCUGGUGAUCUUGAUGUACCUGCUUUUUUAUAAAUACAGUGGAACCUCGGGUCACGAGCGCCUCUCAUUACGAACAAAUCGGUUCAUGAAAAUUUUUCCUAACAAAAAGCGUCUCGGGUGACGAACGGUGUCUCGAGCUACUAACAAGCAAUCCGGCUACAUCGUAGGGCGACAAGCAGGUUGUAUUGGCGGGGUAGUAGUAGUUGUAGUAGUAGUAGUAG
Molecule: messenger RNA, 1132 nt
Organism: Eriocheir sinensis (Chinese mitten crab)
Lineage: Eukaryota; Metazoa; Arthropoda; Malacostraca; Decapoda; Varunidae
Exons: 5
Coding region: 92-760 (222 amino acids)
Source: RefSeq, a predicted model, not a curated record